Pyrgilauda ruficollis (rufous-necked snowfinch) is the source of this 764-nucleotide messenger RNA. It is a transcript of the gene MRPS25, whose product is annotated as mitochondrial ribosomal protein S25. The record is from RefSeq and is a predicted model, not a curated record. Gene Ontology annotation, molecular function: structural constituent of ribosome. Gene Ontology annotation, cellular component: mitochondrion. The coding region runs from base 39 to 560 and encodes 173 amino acids. The transcript is spliced from 4 exons. NCBI's taxonomy places the organism in Eukaryota, Metazoa, Chordata, Aves, Passeriformes, Passeridae.
GCGCGGGAGCGCUGCCUCCCCUUCCGGCCGCCGCCGCGAUGCCGAUGAAGGGCCGCUUCCCGGUGCGCCGGACCCUGCAGUACCUCAGCCAGGGCGACAUCGUGUUCAAGAGCUCGGUGAAGGUGAUGACCGUGAACUACAACACGGCGGGAGAGCUGAGCGAAGGCGCAAGAAAGUUCGUGUUUUUCAACAUCCCCCAGAUCCAGUACAAGAACCCCUGGGUGCAGAUCAUGCUGUUCAGGAACAUGACUCCCUCGCCCUUCCUCCGGUUCUACCUGGACAGUGGAGAACAAGUUUUGGUUGAUGUGGAAGAUAAAACCAACAAAGAGAUAACAGAGCAUGUCAAAAAAAUCCUGGGGAAAAGCAAAGAAACGCUUGAAAAAGAAGAAGGAGAAAGGAAAAAACUAUCGCAUCCAGCAACCUUCGGGCCCAAGAAGUAUCAUCUGCGAGAAUGCAUGUGUGAGAUUGAAGGCCAAGUUCCCUGCCCUGCUUUUGUACCAUUGCCCAAAGAGAUGAGAGGAAAAUACAAAGCUGCUAUGAAAAAUGAGGCAGGAGCCUGAUAUUUCAAUGUCUCAAGUCAUGCAGCUGUUUUUCCUCAGGGCUGGACAAUGAAGGUGCUUCAGUGAGAGAAGAGCCAACGGUUCCUGGGAACAGGAACAAGCAAGUUCAUUCAAUACAGACAACUCUGCCUCAUAAGCCUUCUUACAUCUACAACUACAAUAAAGUGAAAAAUAAAUAAAAGUUAAAACUGGCACAAAAAAAAA